ACUGAUCGUAUGUAAACCACACACUCUUCGGUCCCCCUUUUCAACUAUUCAUUCACAUGUAAUAACAUAAAUACACACUCCCUUAUUUAGAAAAAUAUCAAACAUGGAUUCUUUUCUCUCUUGCCCGGAGCAAGCUCUUUCUCAAUUUCCACAAUCCCUGAAGAUCGACACCGCACUUGACAGCUCAUGUGAAGUAUUGUUAGCCUCAGUGACUCCGAAGAAGCCCUCGGGAAGAAAGAAAUUUCAGGAGACGCGACACCCGGUUUACCGAGGAGUGAGGCGCAGAAAUUCAGGCAAGUGGGUUUGUGAGGUUAGAGAGCCUGUUAAAAAUUCUCGAAUUUGGCUCGGGACUUAUCCUACUGCUGAAAUGGCUGCUCGGGCUAAUGACGUUGCAGCCAUUGCACUCAGAGGUCGUAAUGCCUGCCUUAACUUCGCUGACUCCACGUGGAGAUUGCCAGUUCCUGAUUCUUCGACUGUCAAGGACAUUCAGAAGGCUGCAACCAAGGCAGCCGAGGCGUUCAGGCCAUCGACUGCGGUGAAGGCUUUGGUAUUGAUAGCUGCAGACAAGGCGGCUGCAGAGUCCUUUAGGCCACCCGAUCCGGCAAAGGCAUUGAUGUUGCAACAAAAUUUGGUGCUUUAUAUGGAUGAAGAGGCGCUUUUUGGAAUGCCUGGACUCAUCAACUGUUUGGCACAGGGGAUGUUGCUUCCUCCGCCGCAACGUGCACAAUCUGAUUGGGAUGAUGAAGUGGAAAAUGCUACGGACAUGUCUUUGUGGAGUUAUUCAUUUUGAUUCCACCAGUGCAAGCUUUUAUUAUAAGCACUGGAUUGGAUGUGCUCUGUCUGUAAAUAAUGCAGAAGAUUUUAAAUCUACCAGGUCAUCUGAAUGUAAUAUUAGUAGCAGAAGUUUGGGUUUGCUAUUCAAUGUAUUUCCCAUUAGCACCGGAGAGGUCGGGGAAAACAAGUUUUGUUAUAAAAUAUAAUAUGUUUGCAA
Messenger RNA from Daucus carota subsp. sativus, 991 nucleotides. Its product is annotated as dehydration-responsive element-binding protein 1D. Gene Ontology annotation, biological process: regulation of DNA-templated transcription. Gene Ontology annotation, molecular function: DNA binding; DNA-binding transcription factor activity. The transcript has a single exon. NCBI's taxonomy places the organism in Eukaryota, Viridiplantae, Streptophyta, Magnoliopsida, Apiales, Apiaceae. The coding region runs from base 104 to 790 and encodes 228 amino acids. The record is from RefSeq and is a predicted model, not a curated record.